This is a messenger RNA of Cyclopterus lumpus (lumpfish), 1761 nucleotides long. It is a transcript of the gene vtna, whose product is annotated as vitronectin a. Gene Ontology annotation, biological process: cell-matrix adhesion; cell adhesion mediated by integrin; immune response. Bases 25 to 1761 code for a protein of 578 amino acids. Lineage: Eukaryota; Metazoa; Chordata; Actinopteri; Perciformes; Cyclopteridae. Gene Ontology annotation, molecular function: extracellular matrix binding; polysaccharide binding; scavenger receptor activity. The transcript has 8 exons. The record is from RefSeq and is a predicted model, not a curated record.
GUCCUCUCACACCACAGAGGCAACAUGAGGCUGUGGGCCAUCCUGCUGCUGGCUCUGCUGGCUCAAACCGUUGCUGCAGACGAGUCCUGUAUGGGACGCUGUGAGAAUGGCUUUAACUCUCAGAAGAAGUGCCAGUGUGACUCCAUGUGCAAGUAUUACCGGAGCUGCUGCUCUGACUUUGAGGUCACCUGUGGCAUGACGACUCGCGGAGACACGUUUGUGUUUGCAGAGGAUGAUGAUGGUGAGCUGUUUGAAGGUACCAGUCCACCGCCUAGACGUUCAGCACACGGCAAGGCUUUUGUUGUCAAUGAUCAACUGAAGCCAACACUGCAGCCCAUUUUAGAAUUUGGUCGCAGACCACCGCCCCAUCCAGAAACAGCACCAGAAAUGACCAAACCUCCUCGACUGAUGGAAACCAUACUUCAGAAAACCCCUGUUACACAGAAGACCCCAAUUUCACAGACAGUCCCACCUACACAGAUGAUUCCCAGCACAACUAAACCUUCUGCGACUGAUGCAGCAGCUGAGACGACCACUGUUCCCAUCACAACAGCUGCCACCACUGAAGCCCCGGACCCAGACGCUGUGGUCUGCAGUGGGAGGCCUUUUCACUCCUUCAUGCAACAAAAAAAUGGCUCCAUAUUUGCCUUCAGAGGGGAGUACUUUUUUGAACUGGACCAGAAGUCAGUGCUUCCUGGUUAUCCAAAGCUCAUAAAAGACGUGUGGGGCAUCAGCGGGCCAAUUGAUGCUGCCUUCACCCGCGUCAACUGUCAAGGGAAGACUUAUAUCUUCAAGGGAGACAAGUACUGGAGGUUUGAAAACGGCGUUCUGGAUGAUGACUAUCCUCGAGAUAUCGGCGUGGGCUUUGACAACAUUCCCGAUCAUGUGGAUGCAGCGUUUGCUCUUCCUGCUCCUGGGCACAAUGGAAAAGAGAAGGUCUAUUUUUUCAAAGGGGAUCAGUAUCACAUGUACGAGUUUUUGCACCAGCCGUCCCAUGAGGAGUGCAUCACCAUGUCGGAGAGUUCUCCAUCCACGUUGUUCAGGCGCUACACUGAACUGUACUACAACAACUAUGAACGUAGUAUCGUUGAGCUCUUCUCUGGCUUGCCUCAGCAUCACAACAAACACCACUUCAUUGACAGGGACUGGAAGGGCCUCAAGUCUCCAGUGGAUGCCGUCAUGGCCGGCAGAAUGUACGUGCCUCCCUUGAGGUCCACACGACGCCGCAAUGAUGCACGGCCUGACCAGCAGGGGGGUCAACAGCGAGGCCAGCAGUGGAACCAGCAGUACCAGCAGUAUGGACAGCAGUGGGACCAGCAGUAUGGACAGCAGUGGGGUCGAAGGAGGCAAAGCCGCUCACCCGGCUGGGGGUCCAUGGCUGAGCGGGGGAUGAACAUGGGCCAGGAAUUUGCAGAAAGGGGAAUGGAAAUGGGUCUGAGGUUGGCAGAGAGGAGGAUGGAGAUGCAAGAGAGGCUCGGACGAGACUGGGACAGACAGUGGAAUCAAGACUGGGACCAGCACAGACGAAGAGAUGGUUACCGUCAGAACAACAGAGGCAACUAUGACUCCAGAGACGACAGGACAUAUUGGGAGUCCAUCCAGGGGAUUCUGCCCAUACAGAGUGUCUACUUCUUUAAAGGAGAUACAUACUACAGAGUGGACCUCAGGACCAAGAGCGUUGACCUCGCCACGCCUCCAUAUCCCAGAUCCAUCGCCAAGUACUGGUUUGGAUGUUCAGACGCCUCUGGGGCUGAAAAGUAG